Molecule: messenger RNA, 598 nt
Organism: Aplosporella prunicola CBS 121167
Lineage: Eukaryota; Fungi; Ascomycota; Dothideomycetes; Botryosphaeriales; Aplosporellaceae
Exons: 2
Coding region: 39-470 (143 amino acids)
Source: RefSeq, a predicted model, not a curated record
CAACUCCCGUUCAAUCGUUUCAACCCGCCAUCGACAGCAUGCACGCCUUUAUCAUCAUCUCCUCCCUCGCGGCCAUCGCCGCCGCCGCCACCAACGGCACCUUCACCGACGACCGCGGUGUCUGGACCAUCACCAAGUUCAACUACCACACCACGCCCUCUGGUGCCCACCCCUUCUACCAGUUCGACGCCCAGUACUCGGGCGAUGCCGCCGACAAGGUCAACUCCUGCUCUCGCGAGUACGGCGGCUCCCCCGACGCUAAGCGUCCCGGCCCUUACUGCAGCGACCCGGCGCUCAGCUUCGAGGUCAACGAGUCCGAGAAAAUUCUGUCGCUUACUCAGACUAUCAACGAGCAUGAGGUCAUCCGUGGCGAGCAGAAGUUCGAGUUGGACUGCCACAACGACUCCAACGGUGCCUAUAUCUGCAACGCGGAUACUUUUAAGGUUUCCGUUAGCACGGCCGUUGCUUAAAGGCGAAAUAAUACAAGGAAAGAUGCUACGAUUUGGAAUGUGUACAAUUAAUUUUUUGAUAUUUGUAAAAUCAGGGCAUAUCAAAUCGUUUCAAAGCGCAACUUGAAAAUCUACUAUCUUUCAAAACC